AUGCUGACGUUCAAGCUGAGCCACGACAGCCGUGGAGCGCUGCUGCAGCAUCCACCCGGGCCUGCCUGCGACCAGUGUCGCCGCAAGAAGUCUGCGUGCAACCGCCGGAGUCCUUGCCAGGCCUGCGUGCGUCACGACAUUGCCUGCUCCUACAUGGCCAUGCCGAAACAAAGGGGCCGGCGUCCACGGAACCGGCCAUUACCGUCAGCGCCUGCUGUCGAGGACGCCGAGCAUGAGCCGGCUGCUGCACACACUGUCCACACUGUCCACACUGCCCUCAAUACCACACAAAGCCAACAAAGCUUGGACGCACCUGUGCCAGAAGCGACGUCCAGCAUGGGCGGCAUGGUGGGCGCCAUGCCGCCCAUGGAACCCCACCAUGACCUUCCGGCCCCUCAACAGGACGACAUGACGAGCCCUUCGUUUACCGUCUGGACCAUGGAUUCGGACGCAGCCGGCGACGCACUACCCAGCGGGAACAGCCCCGUCUCGUCGCUGCCGUGGUCCACCGACACCGAAUCGUUUGCGUCUGUCGAGCGCACGUCGUCUCCGUCCCGCGCGUUUUGCGUCGAGAUGGCGGACUGCGACGCGUGGUUCGCCGGCUGUGAGGGCCCGCCGGUGGCAGCAGCGGUGCCGGAUACGACGACAGCGACGACAGUGGUGGGACUGCCGCCGUCGGCGCUGCCGGCACCGUUUGCCGAGAUCCGCAUGUACGUCGACGUCUUCUUCGAGCAGUUGUAUCCCGUAUUCCCUGUCAUCGACCACAACGAGCUCUACACGCUGCUGCGGCAGACGGAGCGCGGCGAGACGCCCCUGCCGCUGGGCAUGUACGCGUGUCUGUGUGCACUGUCUGGUGCCGUGAUCGUGCAGCUCAACAUGACGAGCAGCGAUGCCGACGCCACCGCAAGCCCCUACACGGGUGGCGGUGGCGGUGGCGGCAGCCCCGGUGUCCUCGCCGAGGCGCAGGCGCCCCGGCGUGUCAAGUCGUCGGCCACCCGCUUUAUCGGCCUGUGCCAGGAGGCGCGCCGCCAGCAGGACUUUAUCGAGCACUGCGAUGAGUGGACGGUGCUGACGUCGUUCUUUCUGUUCGCCUACCACGGCAACCUCAAUCAGAGCCAAUUGUCGUGGUACUACCUGCGCGAGGCCAUUGGCUUCCUCCAGGCGCUGAGGCUCGACGAGGAGGACGCGUACUUUGGCCUGUCUAUGGCGGUCGCGCAGCGCAAGCGGCGGCUAUUUUGGCUUCUUUUCAUCACGGAACGGGCCUACGCGCUACAGCACCGCCGGCGCGCCGUGCUGCGCCCCGACAUUGAGCUGCCCGGCAUCUUCGGCUCGCAGGACCCGCGCAUCGGCUGCGGCUUCGUCACGCUCGUCAAGCUCUUUUCGUCGGUCAGCGACGCCUUUGUCAAAGCCUGGAGCGGCCAGCCGCUGACUGACUGCGAGCCCUGUCCGCCGGCCGUCUCUAACUCUAAACCGCACCCGCACCACUGUGGCGGCACCACCACCACCACCACCCGCACCAGCAGCACCAGCAUCGAGCUGUUCCGCCCCAACGACGUCAUGAAUGUGCUCUCCAUGGCUGAGAUCGACGAAACCCAGCGCCUCGACAUUCUCAUCACCGAGAAGUGGCUCAACGUCCUAAUUCACCAGCUGCACAAUGGCAGCAGCAGCAGCAGAGCUGGCGGCAACCCACUGCUUCCUGCGUCGUGUAGUUGCGGCGGCGGUAGUAGCAUUGCCGCCGUGCAGAUAGGCAGCGUCUUUGUCAUAGCCAAGAGCGUCGAGCAGCUGAUAGCAUCUGCAAGCCCCACAUCGCUGCGGUGCCACGGCAUCGGCAUGGAGCAAAAAGUCUCCGAUAUUGCCAACUGCCUGUGCGAGGCCCUCACGGCCCACCACGCCGGCGACAGCCUGCCCCUGCCCGCCGACAGGGCCAUCGCCAUCGGCUACCUGAACAGCUUCAUGCUGUUUCUCGCGCGCUUCCGUGACCAUACCUCAGAGUACUUUGGGCCUCUCGUGCAGCGCGCAGGCUCCAUCCUGGGAACGCAGAGCCUUCUCCCGGCACUGCUCUUGCCAGUUGACGUCGACGUUGGGGUCGGCGCCAGCGUCGGGCUCGGGAACGGGACCGUGCCCGGCCUUGUGGAGGCGGACAUGAGUGAUACGCAGGCGGCUCACAAUGGGUUCACGCUGCUGCCGCGGCACGCCAAUGAGAGCGAAAUGUAA
Molecule: messenger RNA, 2214 nt
Organism: Sporothrix brasiliensis 5110
Lineage: Eukaryota; Fungi; Ascomycota; Sordariomycetes; Ophiostomatales; Ophiostomataceae
Exons: 3
Coding region: 1-2214 (737 amino acids)
Biological process (GO): regulation of DNA-templated transcription; DNA-templated transcription
Molecular function (GO): DNA binding; zinc ion binding; DNA-binding transcription factor activity, RNA polymerase II-specific
Source: RefSeq, a predicted model, not a curated record